AUUGGAUCUCUAUAUAUAAUUUUUCGUAUGGUGACGGAUUUACAAAGAAAAACAUUUUAGAGUGAAGGAAAAAAAAAAGAGUGAGAGAAAAAGAUAAGAAUUCUAUGGAUACACAAAGGUUGCCGAAGAAAGAAGAAGAAGAUCUUCUACCUUCUUCAACCUUCGAGUCUGUUAAUGCUCUCUCUCAAGACCAUUCUAUAGAUGAUUUCGACAGCAUAUUCGACAUCACCAUUGACAGUUUAAGCUGCUCUCACGAAAUCAAAUGGGAUUUUUGGGGAGAAGACGAAGAUGAAGAUAUAGGGGAAGAAGAAAAGAGCUUGAGUACUGAUCAAGAAGGGUCAAGUUUCAGGUUUUGGGACAGUAAGCCUACGGAUUAUGAAGACAAAGAGUUGGGUCUGAAGCUGAAUCUGAACCAUCAAGAAGUUAUCGAUGCUUGGUCUGAUCACCAGAAACCUCUGUGGACAGAUACUUCAUCUCCAGCCAAUUCCUUUUAUAGGGGAGAAGUUCCAGUGAUAGAGGAAGAGAGAAACAUGAAAAGAGAAGCAAGUGUGUUAAGAUACAAAGAGAAAAGACAGAGUAGACUCUUCUCUAAGAAGAUAAGGGACGGUUCGUGAAAAGGGAGACUUAAAAAGGGGAAAAAGAAAUAUCCGGAAGAAAAAUAUCUCCAACCUUGGUUGUGUCUUUAUUUCUGUUAUUAUUAUUUGUAGUUCUGAUAUAUCAUUAUCGACUUUUACAACUU
Molecule: messenger RNA, 739 nt
Organism: Camelina sativa (false flax)
Lineage: Eukaryota; Viridiplantae; Streptophyta; Magnoliopsida; Brassicales; Brassicaceae
Product: zinc finger protein CONSTANS-LIKE 6
Biological process (GO): regulation of DNA-templated transcription
Cellular component (GO): nucleus
Molecular function (GO): protein binding
Source: RefSeq, a predicted model, not a curated record